This is a messenger RNA of Melopsittacus undulatus (budgerigar), 1722 nucleotides long. It is a transcript of the gene GPC5, whose product is annotated as glypican 5. Gene Ontology annotation, cellular component: cell surface; plasma membrane; extracellular region. The transcript has 8 exons. Lineage: Eukaryota; Metazoa; Chordata; Aves; Psittaciformes; Psittaculidae. The coding region runs from base 1 to 1722 and encodes 573 amino acids. The record is from RefSeq and is a predicted model, not a curated record. Gene Ontology annotation, biological process: cell migration; positive regulation of canonical Wnt signaling pathway; regulation of protein localization to membrane.
AUGGGGGGGAAGAGCCUCAGCGUCCUCAGCCUCGGCGUCCUGCUCCUGGCCGCCCCCGCUCCGGGGGGCGCGGUGCCCUCGCAGAGCUGCGAGGCCGUCCGGAAAGUUUUCCAGCUGCGGCAGCUCGGCCCCCUCCGGGGAAUCCCGGAGUCCCCGCGGGCAGGGGCUGAUCUCCAGGUUUGUGCUUCUAAAAAUCCAACAUGCUGUACCAAGAAGAUGGAAGAAAGAUACCAGGCUGCAGCAAACCAAGAUAUAGAGCAAGUGCUUCAAACGUCAAGCGCGACAUUAAAAUUCUUAAUAUCUCGUAAUGCAGCUGCUUUUCAAGAAACCUUUGAAAUGCUUAUCAGACUGGCUGAGAAUUACACAAGCACACUUUUCUGCAAAACAUAUAGAAACAUGGCUGCUGAGGCUACUACACGUGUUCAGGAGUUUUUCACAGAUGUUGGACUCUUCGUAUUUGGCACAGACAUUAGCACAGAGGAAUCUGUCAACAGAUUUUUUGACACCCUCUUUCCAGUCAUCUACAACCAUAUGAUUAACCCUGGUCUGACUGACAUUUCACUGGAAUAUGCAGCGUGCCUCCAAAUGGUGAGAAGAGACAUCAAACCCUUUGGUAACAUUCCCCAAAAGGCCAUAAGACAAAUGGGAAGAUCACUGUUACCCAGCCGGACUUUCUUGCAGGCUCUGAAUUUGGGGAUUGAAGUGAUCAAUACAACAGAUCAUCUGCGUUUCUCUAAAGACUGCAGCAGAGCUUUACUGAGAAUGCAGUACUGCCCCCAUUGCCAAGGGCUGACUUCAAGUAAGCCCUGUAUGGGCUACUGCCUCAACAUCAUCCGAGGCUGCUUAGCUAACAUAGCAGAAGUUGAUCUUCAUUGGCGGGGAUAUAUUCAGUCCCUGGAGGACCUCUCAAGUGCCAUGAGUGGAACAUACGACAUUGAACAUGUGCUUCUGAACUUCCACUUGCUUGUUAAUGAUGCUCUCUUACAGGCUCGUGUCAAAGGGCCAGUAUUAUCUGAGCAGGUGAACAAGGUAUGUGGUCCUCCUGUAAGGAAGCCUACGCAAUCUCCAGGUUGCUCCUUAGAUCAAAAUAGAUAUAAUCAAGGGUUGAAGAUGUUCUCAAGAGACAGCGAAGAAACCCUCUCCAGCAGAAGAAAGGAAUUUAUCAGGCAGCUCCGGCUCUACAGAGCCUUUUACGGUGGCCUGGCUGAUCAGCUCUGCAGCAAUGAGUUGGCAGCUGCCGAUGGACUCCCGUGUUGGAAUGGAGAAGAUGUUGUAAGAAGCUAUACUCAUCGUGUGGUUGGCAGUGGAAUCAAAGCUCAGUCUGCAAAUCCAGAAGUAAAAGUGAAGGGAACAGAUCCUGUAAUAAGUCAAAUUAUUGACAAGCUGAAACAUGUUAUUCAGCUGUUGCAGGGCAAAUCAUUUCCUAAAUAUGAAAAAUGGGAUCUCCGACAAACAGGCAGUGGUGGAGGUGUAGAUGGACAAAUCAGUGGAGAUUGUGAUGAUGAAGAUGGUUGCGGAGGAUCAGGAAGUGGAGAAGUCAAGAGAGUCCUGAAAAUGACAGACUGGAUGCCAGACAAGAUGAACCUCAGUGACGUAAAGCAAAUCCAUCAAACCAAAGAUGGCAGCACUUUAGACACAACUGGAGCAGGAUGUGCAACAACGGCUGAUUAUAUGACAUUUAUGCUGAUUAGUUUGGUAACACUAUUUCUCAGUCUUUGGUAG